Molecule: messenger RNA, 1691 nt
Organism: Sitodiplosis mosellana (orange wheat blossom midge)
Lineage: Eukaryota; Metazoa; Arthropoda; Insecta; Diptera; Cecidomyiidae
Exons: 6
Coding region: 413-1609 (398 amino acids)
Source: RefSeq, a predicted model, not a curated record
UGACGAUUACCAAAUCAUCGUUCUGCAAACAAAAGUAAAUUUUAAAAGAGGAACAUAAGUACGAUGAAAAAAUAUCAAAUAAUUUUUUAAUAAUUGAAAGAAUUAAAUUGAGAAAAUUAAGUCAAAAUAAUAAUGAUUUAAUUAUUAUUAGAUGAACUGGUAUGUUUAGACCAGAUGGCGCUGAUGAACGCUGCAGUGAAAGAAAUGAAGUGCACGAAAAAGCGCGAAAAACGAAAUGUCAUGAAAUUUUUUUCGAUAUUGGUUAUAAUCAAAGUCAAAAAAGGAGUUUCUUCUUUUCAUAUUCUAAACAGUUCAAGUGUUGCAUAAAAACGAAUUGAAAUUGGGACAUUUUUGCUAGUGUGAUAUUAUCUAAAUUAAUCCUUUUUUGUUCUACAGAUACCAACCAAUAAAUAUGUCAAAGACAGAUGAAGUCAGUGAUUCUAAUUUUACCAAAGAAGCUACCUCUCCGAAAACGAUUGAGUUGAAUUUUAAAUGCGACUUCGAGCCUGAAGAUGAGGUGCUACAUGCUAUUCAAACAAUUUUGAAUGCAAUUUCGUCGGACAGGAAGAAAUUAAAUUCAAUUCAACAUGAACGCGAUUCUCUUUUAUCUCUACUCAGGACUUUUGAAACCGAGCGUUUUUCAGAUGAUUUGUUGACCACGGAAAUGAAAGAGAAUCGUCGAAAAAGGGUGAAAAGGGAGUCUCUGAUGUUCAAUGAAUCAUCAGAUGACCCAGAUAACACAAAUGCUGAUUUGAAUGCUGCAUUUCGAUCAUCUAUAUCUGAGAGUCCACCCAGGAAGAAGCAACAAGAUAGCCAAGAUGAGGUGAUCGAACCAACACAAUUUAGUCCAGUUAAAUCCAAAAAAAUCUUGCAGGAACUUUAUCUGGAAAAUGAUGUUUGCAAAACAACGAAAAGAGAAUCAACGUCUUUGGUCACGAAAGAAAGUAGCCCAACAGUGCUAAGCAAACGUUCUAGCAUAAAAACUGCAUUGAACGAAUCGCCUAAAUGGCACUCAAAGGCUCCUAGCAAGAAUAACACACCACGCCGCUUGUUUGAUAGCAGAACGGCUAUAGAUGCAAAUUCAUCAACACCGCAAUAUCAACAACUAAAUUCUCGAAAAAAACUGGGAUUAAAUUCAUUAUGUUUAAAGCAAUCCACCAUAAAUUUUCCAAAAUGUGAAGAAGAAACAUUUUGUGAAGUCAUGCAACAACCAUCUACAUCAAAAAUAAAAAGAGAACCACAAACUUAUGAUAGUGUGAUUGCUUUAGCAAAAGAUACAAACGAAAUAAUAAUAGUCAAUGAAUCGCAACCCACACAGGAAAUUUAUCAACAUGUUUUAGACAGUGAAGAAGGAUUUAAUGCUCAACUUGGUCAGAAUUUAUCGAGGAAAAUGAUAAACACUAGGAUUGAGUGUGAAGACUGUAACGAGUAUCAUAGGAAACUUGGACGUGACGUGGAAAAAAAUCCCCCAAGGAAAUUCGGCAUUUGUUCGAAGCAUCAUAGAAAUGUUCAAGUUCUGGAUACGCCACCAGGAUUCUGGAAUCCGAAAAUUAUUGAUUCUGAAAGUGAUGAAGACACUCCAUACGAUUAUCACUUUGGGAAGAAAUGAACUCGAAUUGUUAGAAUGGUACAACAUAUUUAAAUGAAAUUUUAUUGUAAAUAAAACGAAUUACAUGCAUAAUCCAAACUUA